This is a messenger RNA of Schizosaccharomyces japonicus yFS275, 2684 nucleotides long. RefSeq names its product ATP-dependent RNA helicase Sum3. Gene Ontology annotation, molecular function: nucleic acid binding; mRNA binding; G-quadruplex DNA binding. Gene Ontology annotation, cellular component: nucleus; spliceosomal complex; cytoplasmic stress granule. The record is from RefSeq and is a predicted model, not a curated record. NCBI's taxonomy places the organism in Eukaryota, Fungi, Ascomycota, Schizosaccharomycetes, Schizosaccharomycetales, Schizosaccharomycetaceae. Gene Ontology annotation, biological process: positive regulation of formation of translation preinitiation complex; translational initiation; spliceosomal complex disassembly. The transcript has a single exon. Bases 34 to 1914 code for a protein of 626 amino acids.
CAAACACUUUUCCAAAAAAAAAAGAAAAAGAUUAUGAGUGACAAUGUACAACAACAAGUAGAUUCAGUUGGUUCUGUAACUGAAAAAUUGGCUAAGAGCAGCCUGGACAACAAGCCCAAAAAAUACAUCCCCCCUUUUGCUCGUGAGAAGCGUGAGGAUUCUCGCAGUGCUCGUUCAUCUGCGGCAUCUUCCCCUCGCUUGCAGUCUCCCCACAGCGGCUACGGAGGUGGCUAUCAACGCCGUGAGUUUUCCCGCGGUGGUAAUGGUGGAGAUUGGUCGGGUCGCCCUAGCUAUGGCCGUAGCUCUUCUUACGGUCCUGGCAACGGCCAAAACUUCCGCAACAACCGUGGUUUCGGUCAGUGGAAGAACGGUCAACACGUUCUCGGCGCCCCCAAUGCCAUGCUUGAGCGUCAACUCUUCGGUUCUGCUGAGGUGCCCAAGCAAACGACUGGUAUCAACUUCGAGAAGUAUGACAACAUUCCUGUCGAGGUUACUGGUGCUGAGAUCGAGGCUGUGAACGAGUUCACCAACCCUCCUUUGAACCCCCAUCUUUUGACGAACAUUAAACUCUCUGGUUAUGUUCAACCUACCCCUGUCCAAAAGUACUCUGUUCCUAUUGUUACUUCUGGUCGUGACCUUAUGGCUUGUGCUCAAACUGGUUCUGGUAAGACGGCAGGUUUCCUCUUCCCUAUCCUUUCUCAGGCAUUCGACCAAGGUCCCGCUCCCAUCCCCCAUGAUGAGGAUUCUGCACUUGGCUACCGUUCUCGUAAGGCUUACCCUACCACCCUUAUUCUUGCCCCUACUCGUGAGCUGGUUUGCCAGACCCAUGAGGAAUCGAGAAAGUUCUGUUACCGUUCUUGGGUCCGCCCUUGUGCUGUUUACGGUGGUGCUGACAUCCGUGCCCAAAUCCGCCAAAUUGAUCAAGGCUGCGAUUUGCUUUCUGCUACUCCAGGUCGUUUGGUCGAUUUGAUUGACCGUGGUCGCAUUUCAUUGGCUAACAUCAAGUUCUUGGUUUUGGAUGAGGCCGAUCGUAUGUUGGAUAUGGGUUUCGAACCCCAAAUUCGUCACAUCGUCGAGGGAGCUGAUAUGCCCGGUGUUGAGGAGCGCCAAACUCUCAUGUUCUCCGCUACCUUCCCUCGCGAUAUUCAAGUUCUUGCCCGCGAUUUCUUGAAGGACUACGUUUUCUUGAGUGUUGGUCGUGUUGGUUCCACCUCCGAAAACAUUACCCAAAAGGUCGUUUUCGUCGAGGACCAAGAGAAGCGUAGUUACCUUCUCGAUAUCCUUCACACCCUUCCUCCUGAGGGUUUGACUCUUAUCUUUGUGGAAACGAAGCGUAUGGCUGACGCCCUUACGGACUUCCUGUUGAAUUCUAGUUUCCCCGCCACUAGCAUUCAUGGUGACCGCACGCAACGUGAGCGUGAGCGUGCUCUUGAGCUCUUCCGUAGUGGUCGCUCUUCCAUCAUGGUUGCUACUGCCGUCGCCAGUCGUGGUUUGGAUAUUCCCAACGUUACCCAUGUCAUUAACUAUGAUCUUCCUACUGACAUUGAUGACUACGUUCAUCGUAUUGGUCGUACUGGUCGUGCUGGUAACACCGGUCAGGCUGUUGCUUUCUUCAACCGCAACAACAAGGGUAUCGCUAAGGAGUUGAUCGAGCUUCUUCAAGAGGCCAACCAGGAGUGUCCUAGUUUCUUGGUUGCCAUGGCUCGUGAAAGCAGCUUCGGUAAUGGCGGCCGUGGCCGUUAUGGUCGUGGUGGCCGCGGUGGUGGAAGUUAUGGUGGCCGUGAUUUCCGCCGCAGCAACAACAGCGUUCCCUCCUACGGUGGAAACAGUAGCUACACCAGCAGCUACGCUGAACCUGCUCGUCACCAUGGUGGUGCGAGCUACAACAGCGGUGGCGGUCAAAGCUGGUGGUAAGUUGCUUUCUCAAUGUGUGCUUCUUUAUGUUUUUUGCUUGCAUUCAACUCUAGCUUGCUUGCGACGAAAUUGCGAUGCCUUUUUCCUCGCCCUCUUCAAUUUUUUUAAUUCCUUUCGGGCUUGCGGUUAUCCCGUGGACUGAUGUUUCAGACUUUGACGCGUCAGUGGAUGACUGUUAGCCUAUAACACGUUGUUUUAGCCGGACGGGAAGGAUCUGUCGUCGCCGGCGACAAGGUAUUCUUCGUCUGGUGUUUGAUUCUUUCCUUUCUGGGAGAGGUACACGCGCAGCUUAUGCCAGACUCUGGCUUGGUUUCUCAUUCCGUUGUUUGGCUGAGUGCAGUGGCGUACGACGACACUGACAGUUACGACGAUUCGGCAAAGUUUUAUGAUGCAUCAUUUUUUGUAACUCUGGUUCUGCAUGCCCAUUACUAAUUUGCAUGUUGCAGGGCAAGGAGUUUAUGACUGAAGCUAUGGAAUGGUGCUUCAUAUUGUAUCUAUGGGGAUUUAAAUCUGGUUUUCAUUUCUCUCUUUUGUUGGAUUGUUGGUUCUUGGGUAUAUUUUUAGAUUAAGUUAUACGAUGCUGCACCUUUGGUUUGGCGCGCGCGUGCGUUUACUGUUUUCUACAUACAGAGAGAAAAUCUGGGAGGUUCAAAGUUUUGCGAAGGUUUGACGACAGCUCGUGUGGGUGGGCCGUGAGCAUUUGCGGAUGUGGUCCUUGGUUUUCUGAAGGUAGAUUAGUGAAGGAAAUGAAUGUUUGCUUCGUAUUAGAA